AGUGGCCAGGGAGGAAGGGAGAGGUCGCUGGCAAUGACACCCACAUUGGGUUUCUGUGAUGGGAAAAUGGACGAGAGGUCUGGUGGAUUGAUUUCCCUCUGGAGUGUCCGCCACACCAGUCUCUCCUUCCUCAUCUCCAUGCCCAGCCCUCAGCCCAGUCCUCAGCCCCUUCACAGCUCCGGAAUUCGGCCUGCUGCAGACCCGCCCACUUCUGUAGCUUCACGGGACGUUACAGAUAAGUCAAGGGUGGGAAAGAGAGAGGGAAAAGUUUAGGUAGAAAACUACAGGAGGUAGAAGUUAACGGGGCUGGACAAGUGUUCUGUAUUCCUGAUGAAAAUGCUAGGCCAUUCUCCCCGCCCUAGACUCAAAGAACGGGCAAAGGAGAAAGCGAGAUAAACAAAAAACCCGGAACAGCCUCCCAGGCCCAUCUCCCAGCCCCACCCGCCAGGCGAUGCUGGGGAUUCAGAUACCUCCGGUGUGUGCUUCCUGUUUGCAUCUGUCUACUUCUGGCUGCCCCAGUUAUUAUAUUGCCAAGUGCUUGACUCCCUGUACCCAUGAGGAGGAUGAGCCCAGAUUGUGGGAACAUCUUCGAAAAGGGGCUGUGCUAGAAUAGGCCAGCGUAUUGUUCCCGCUUUCUCCGGAAUGAGUGUUUACCCACACUGUUACCGAAGUUCUCUUGGGCCUUGGAGAGACUGGAAAAGUUCCCAGCUGCAUGACCUUGGGCCCAGCUCUCUCUCUCUCUCUCUGGGGGGCUCUGGGAUCCUGAUCAGUCAAACGGCAGAGUCAGGUGAUCACUCUGUGUGUGGUCCCUGUGAAGAGGGCAUUGGAGUAGAGGGAGGGGAUCCCCUGCUCUGCCAUUUGGUGCUGUCCUUGUCAUGACUAACUGGCAACCGUCCUGGCCAGGCGCAUCUGCUCUGUGACUAUACCUGUGAAAUGGAGGUGCUGUCAUUGCCCAGGGCUGUGGGACCAGAGCCUGGCUACGUCCAGGACCCGGAAGACUCCAUUUUUCAUAAUAUGGUAAAGGGCAGGCUGAAGACACGGAUUUCUCUCUGGAUGUGGUAUAGUCUCGGGAGGCGCCCGGUAUGAGUGGGCUUGGGCUUGAGCUCCCUCCCCUGAUAACCUCUCGAGGGGCAGUUAAGGAAUGAUCCUUCAAGCGUGUGUGCGGGGCGGGCUAAGUGCUAGAGCUGAGGAGGUGGUGGCUGUGGGUCACAGGCCCUUCAAUCACAAUUGGAGGAAGGGAUUCAGGAAGUACUCACAGCUGCUCAGACAUCUCCGAGCCAAGUUCCAGGCAGCGCCAACAAAACUCACAGCGGGCUUCGGGGAAGGGCGUCGUGGCCACCUGGGGUGGUCACCAGACAAGGAGCGAAUGGCAUCAGAUACAGUCAGAGCUGGCAUGCUUGAGGUCCGGGGGGAAUCAUGUGCUUACAUCUUUCCUGAUGGUGCUUCGAGAAGAUGCUAGUGGAACUGACCAGAUCUCUUGGACGUCUGACCUGAGGUUAAACGCUAGACCAGGGAUCAUCUGAUUCCAGCAGAAGGGUUACUGGCCUAGAAUGGCACAGUCCAAGACCGCAGACCAGCAUCUUAAGAGACUGAGGAGAGACGGCCAUCCAGCCUAGAGGCCGUUUCUGAUGGGACACUAAGGCUCAGAGACCCCCUUCGUGUGACAAGUGCCACCGGAAACCAUGGAGACCGCAGUGAUCGGGAUGGUGGCAGUGCUGUUCAUUGUCACCAUGGCCAUCACCUGCAUCCUCUGCUACUUCAGCUAUGACUUGAAGACCCAAGACCCAGACAGGGACCCCAGGAACAGCUUCACCGUGGCCACAUUUCACCAGGAGGCUUCGCUCUUCACAGGGCCUGCUCUCCAAUCCCGGCCAUUGCUGAGUGCCCAGAACUUCUGGACUGUUGUGUGAGGCUGGCAGUCCCUCAGCUUUGCUCUGCUAGUAGGUCAGGCCUGCCUACCCCUUCAAUAACCAUGCUCUGGCGUCUCGCUCUUCCCAGGCCUCUGUCUCUGCCUUUAAAUGUUCCAUAAACUUCUUGCCUUUUCUCCCAUAUCUGCUUGCUCUGCCCUCUAUCCUGGGGGACCUGAGGUGUUAGGAUCAGGUGUGAGUUUCCUCUUAGCUGAGAAAUCAGCUGGGCCCUACUCACAGUGGGGCUGAGCAGGUGUGGACAAACACUGUGUGGGAUUCUAUGGCGGGGUAGCUCCAGCCAGCUGGGGAACCUCCCCAGAAGUUAGUACCCUGUCAGCGGGAUGCCUGUGAUAAAGGUGGAUGCGCCACCCAAGGAACCCGCGCCCUCAAGUGGACGUUUUGAGGAACUACUUCUUAUUUGUUUGUAUUUUUGGAUGCCUCAUAACACCCAACCCUGAGACUUGCUCCUUAAUCAGCCCUGAAACUCUGAAACCAAAGAGCUGUUUUCUGGGAACAAGUGACUUAUUUUAUAAUUGCGAACGUAUAUCCUUUUAUGGGUCUUUCCAAAUCUGCUUGGGAAAACCACAAAAGGAAGCAGAAUAGUAAAAGAGCCACAGAAAGCACAAGGUGUUUCAUUAGCAGGAAGGCCACCGAGAAGACUUUUAAGCACGUUUUGAACAAGACUUGCUUUAUUGCUAUAGUCUGACAGACCGCGUCUAUUCUUAGCAGAUGUGAGGGAUUUGCGUCACUUAGGAACUGAGAGAUAAUUCCAAAAAAGUUAAAUGUUGUUACAUUUCAGUGCCUGUGAAGAAGUUGUUUUUACCACAAAUAAAGGGACAUUUGUUUCUUA
Molecule: messenger RNA, 2757 nt
Organism: Peromyscus maniculatus bairdii (prairie deer mouse)
Lineage: Eukaryota; Metazoa; Chordata; Mammalia; Rodentia; Cricetidae
Gene: Spaar
Product: small regulatory polypeptide of amino acid response
Source: RefSeq, a predicted model, not a curated record